AUGUCGUUCUUCGAUUUGAAAGGCCGCACCAACGCCGGCGAGGCCGUGGACUUUGCCACCCACAAGGGCAAAUGCGUGCUGGCAGUCAACGUGGCGCGGUUGUGAGACGUGACGAGCCCGCGGACUCGCAUUCGACCGCGGGCUCCGACCACGACGCGCCGCGCUCCGGUCCGCCCCAAAAGUAAGCACGAAGACACGCUCGAACGCACGAGGACGCGAGCCUCGGAGUCCCGCGCGCGAUCGUGCCCGGACCCCGCUGUUACGAGC
Messenger RNA from Aureococcus anophagefferens, 267 nucleotides. RefSeq lists its product as hypothetical. The transcript has a single exon. The annotation marks the transcript as partial. The record is from RefSeq and is a predicted model, not a curated record. Lineage: Eukaryota; Pelagophyceae; Pelagomonadales; Pelagomonadaceae.